AUGACAGACCACUCCCCGCUCUCGUUGCGACCGGAAGAAGACGUGGAGGAGGAUGACAUCAAGGCUGAAGAGGAUGAGUUAGAAGAGUCAGAAGAGUCAGAAGACCAGCGUGAAGAUCAGUCAGAUGACCGAUCAGAGACGUCUUCGAGCAGCUCAGAUGGCGAUGAAGACGAAGACGACAGCGAGGACGAAGAGGAGCCGAAGGCGGAAGCUGUCCCGGAUGAGAAUGGCGGCCUGACCAAGUUGUCGACGCCCGAUGUAGACCAGGAAGCCGAGCCGAUCAGCCCUGUGGCGAUGCAGGAAGGCCUCCAUCCGGGGCGAAAGCGUCGACGGAGCGCAUCGCCAGCGGACACGCGUCGCGACGUGUGCAGACCACCACUGAAGCGGGCGCAGCGGCAGGCGAACGUGCGGUAUUCCGGGCUGCUGGCGGAGUACCGACAGGACGUGGAAGAGGGCAGGUCGACGGACGGAGGGCCGGAGAUGCCGCGGUCGCAGAUCGGGCUGACGGUCUGGGAAAAGGCCGAGAAGGAGCGAUUCUUUGACGCGCUGGCAAGGCUGGGACGCGACGACCUGGUGGGGAUCGCGCAGCGCGUCGGCACCAAGGGCGAGCUGGAGGUGCGACAGUACCUCUGGCUGCUGGGCGAGGAGCACGCGACAGCAGCAAAGGCCGGCUUUGGACAAGGCCGGUCGCCACGGCUGGUGCGGAAGCUGCAGCCGACCGAAAUGCCGGCAGCGCUGGAGGUCGGCGAGGCGUGCUGCCGGGCGCUGGAGGAGGCAGCCGACGGGCUGGCACUGCAGGAGGAGACGAGGGAGGAGGACGAGGCGGUGCAGCAGCACGGCGACCAGUGGUUGGUGACCCCAGAGAACUGCCAGGCGCUGACGAUGGCAGCCGAAGCAGAAUCCGAGGUCCCUGGCCUGCCGUCGCCUCUCGUCCUCUUCAACACGGCCUCGAUGCUGAAGCUGUCGGCGCGACUGUUCAUGAACGGAGUGACCAGGUCAGGCAACUGGCGGACCGUCGGCAAGAUGCCGGCUCUGCGCCUGGAGGCGCUCCAGGACCUGCAGGCGCUCGUGAGUGCGGCCGCCCAGCGGCUGACGGCGGCGGCGCUGUACUUUUGCGCGGCACGCCUGCGGGCACGCAUCGGCGGCGGCAACGAGGGCGGCAGCCUACCGCGCCUGCAGCAGCUGGUGCAGCGACGCGACGUGGCAGCGGCUGUGGCCUCGCUCGGGCUACAGCACGACUCGAAUGUCUUUUGGGCGCGCUGUGCGCGGCGGUUAGACUUGCGAGUGUAUCGGAGUAAGAAGACGAUGCCGCGGGCGAAGCCGAGGAAGAGGAAGAGCAAGAAGCGGAGACGCAAAGUGGUGGUGACCAGGGACGACGAGGAGGACUACAAGGAGGUGACCGAGGGGCCGGUGAGGCCGAUGACCUUUGACGAGGUCGAGAAGGAGCUUCUGCCCGUCGGGAUGGAAACCGAGUGGCAGCCAUGGCCGGUUUGGGGAGAGGAGGACGAGGAGGAGGACGAAGAGGAAGAAGCAGACGAGGACGAGGACGAGGACGAGGACGAGAACCGGAUCGAGGACGAAGAAGCGUCCGAGGACGAGACCGUCUCCGCACACCUGGACGCCCGCGUCGAUGUCGAGCUGGACGAGGCCAUCCGCUUCUCCGUCCUCGGCUGCACGCGUUCGCGCUGGUCCACGAGCUUGCGUCGUGGCCUGCGUGCCCGCAUCGCCGCCGAUCUGCGUGCCGAGGACUAUGCCGACGCUGUCGACGCGCACGAGGGCGGCCUCGAGGAGCAGCGGUUGUGGGCCUUUCUGGAACGGGAGCCGCCUUCUUUGUCGGACGGCGAAGAGGCUGGCCCGCCGCCGCCGACGACGGCCGAUCUCGAGGCCAUGGCUGCGACCCUGCCCGAGGGACGACGGUAUCCACUCGAGGAGGUCUUUGCAGACCGCAGCGGCUGCGCUGGUGGCUGGCGAGAGAAGCUGGCCUAUCAGAGCGAAUGGGAAGCCACAGCAGAAAGCGCCGAGGCGGUGCUGCAAGUCACGGGACGACGCUGCACCGACUGA
Molecule: messenger RNA, 2061 nt
Organism: Grosmannia clavigera kw1407
Lineage: Eukaryota; Fungi; Ascomycota; Sordariomycetes; Ophiostomatales; Ophiostomataceae
Product: DNA-binding protein
Exons: 1
Coding region: 1-2061 (686 amino acids)
Biological process (GO): transcription initiation at RNA polymerase I promoter; nucleolar large rRNA transcription by RNA polymerase I
Cellular component (GO): RNA polymerase I upstream activating factor complex
Molecular function (GO): RNA polymerase I general transcription initiation factor activity; rDNA binding
Source: RefSeq, a predicted model, not a curated record